ACAGCCAGAAACACAGCAGUUAGCAAGGAUAAUCAUUUUCUUUCAAAUAUUAGAAUUAGACCUAGAGAGAAUCAAUUUUCGCGGCAACGGUGUGUAAAUUAUUUGCAUUUUUUUUUUUUGACACUAGAAACUCGGGUUGUGAAAGCUGUAGAGACGGACGACUGUUGUGCAGCGAAAAGUUUAUCGAUGGCGUCUAUAGUUUUAAAAAGUUUGUCUGUGUUUUUGGGGCUGUUUUUCAUAUUUGUAGGAAUUAUGAAGAUUACCCCUUAUAUUAGUAGAGAACUUCAUAAGGAUCUGCGACAAGAAUAUGUGAAAUAUGCCAAAAUUAUACCAUUAGCACGCUGGCUGGAUGUCAAAAUACCUUCAAAAUGGUAUCGUCGUAUAGUUGGUGGCCUUGAAAUUGUCUGUGGCAUUGCUCUUACUUUCAUCCCACAUCGCCGUACAAAGCAGUUAGCUAACUGGAUUCUACUUUCUCUGAUGAUUGCUGCAAUCUCCUUGCAUUGGGCAGUAGAUGACAAGCUGGAGCGCUCUGCCCCAGCUCUAGUCUUCUUCUUUAUGUUGACAUGUCGGUUGGUGGUGGAGUGGCAAAUUGAACGCCAAGAUAAAGCAGAGGCUGCUAAAGCAUCAGCCAAAGCACCUUCUGUGGGAUCUACCCAUUCUAACAUCCCUGCCAAACUGGCAAAGAAUGACUAAUCUGAAUUUUGAUGCCAAUAUACUCUUUGUCUUAAGUCA
Daphnia magna is the source of this 732-nucleotide messenger RNA. RefSeq names its product novel acetylcholine receptor chaperone. The coding region runs from base 187 to 693 and encodes 168 amino acids. The record is from RefSeq and is a predicted model, not a curated record. Lineage: Eukaryota; Metazoa; Arthropoda; Branchiopoda; Diplostraca; Daphniidae. Gene Ontology annotation, biological process: positive regulation of protein localization to cell surface; chaperone-mediated protein complex assembly. The transcript is spliced from 3 exons. Gene Ontology annotation, cellular component: endoplasmic reticulum.